This is a messenger RNA of Guillardia theta CCMP2712, 1317 nucleotides long. RefSeq lists its product as hypothetical. The transcript has 2 exons. NCBI's taxonomy places the organism in Eukaryota, Cryptophyceae, Pyrenomonadales, Geminigeraceae. Gene Ontology annotation, molecular function: protein binding. Gene Ontology annotation, cellular component: plasma membrane. The annotation marks the transcript as partial. The record is from RefSeq and is a predicted model, not a curated record.
AUGUAUUGGAGCUAUCUUACAAGUCUUCCAUUGGGCGUGUUCAAUGGGCUUUCAAGCUUGCAGACCCUUGAACUUUCCAACAAUCGGUUGUCGAGCCUUUCCGAGGGAGUCUUCAGUGGGCUGUCAGCCUUGCAAUUUCUCCAACUGCAUCACAAUGCACUUCUGAACUUACCCUCAAACGUGUUUGAUGGGCUAUCAUCCUUGCAACAACUUUAUGUCCACAACAAUGUGCUGUCGACCCUUGGUCCGAACACCUUCAAAGGACUAGCAUCCUUGCAGAAUCUUGAUCUCUCCUACAACCAGCUGUCUACCCUUCCUCCCGACUCAUUCAACGGAUCAUCAAGCUUGCAGACCCUCAGUCUGUUUUCCAACAAGAUAACGAAUAUUUCUUCGGAUGCCUUUCGCGGUCUGCCGGGUUUGAAGUAUCUUGGCCUGUUUGACAACCAGCUAUCGAGCCUCUCCGAGGGUGUAUUCAGUGGGCUGUCAGGCUUGCAGAUCCUGAGUCUUUACAACAAUCGAGUGACGAGCCUUCCUUCGAACGCGUUCUCCGGACUGUCUGUCUUGCAAGAACUUGACCUGAACAACAAUCAAAUUUCAGAUAUCUCUUUAAGCGCUUUCAACGGGCUGUCAGGCUUGAAAACGCUAAACCUGAACAGUAAUCAGCUGUCCAGCCUUCCUUCGAACGCGUUCUUUGGACUCUCUGCCUUGCAGCAACUUCAACUGGACGGAAAUAGAAUAUCAAGCAUCUCCAUGGACGCGUUCGAUGGCUUGUCAGCCUUGGAAGAGCUUCAUAUGAGCUUCAACCAACUACAAACCGUUCUUUCGAGCAAUUUCAAUGGACUAUCUGCCUUGAAAUUGCUUGAUAUUCAAAACAAUCAAAUAUCAAGCAUUUCCUCGGGGGCGUUCAACGGGCUGACAGCAUUGACUUCCCUCAGUUUGAACGGUAACAAGCUGACCAGCAUCCCAGCAGGUGUCUUUGACGGCCUCCAAUACCUUGAAUCUCUCAUCCUCUCUAGCAACCAGCUGGAAUGCAUCUCCUCCAACGCCUUCGCUUCUCUUCUCUUCCUCAACUUAGAGGAGCUGUACCUUUCAUACAAUCAGUUGACUAGUCUACCACUGGGAGUCUUCAACGGGUUGUCAAAGCUAGUUACCCUUACCCUCUCUAAUAAUCAUGUCAAAGAAUUACCUGCUGGAGUCUUCAACGGAUUGUCAAGCUUGAAGUUUUUAAAUCUAGGCCAUAAUGAGCUUGAAAGCCUGCCAUUAAAUUUGUUUGACGGGUUGACGAGCCUAGAACAAGUUACUCUGGAAUGGAACCAG